Molecule: messenger RNA, 2056 nt
Organism: Oxyura jamaicensis (ruddy duck)
Lineage: Eukaryota; Metazoa; Chordata; Aves; Anseriformes; Anatidae
Gene: RNASEH1
Product: ribonuclease H1
Exons: 8
Coding region: 43-924 (293 amino acids)
Biological process (GO): DNA replication, removal of RNA primer
Molecular function (GO): RNA-DNA hybrid ribonuclease activity; magnesium ion binding; nucleic acid binding
Source: RefSeq, a predicted model, not a curated record
GGGGGGGCAUGGGGGGGGGGCGGAUGGCGGCGGGGCGGCGCCAUGUUGCGGUGGCUGGUCGCGCUGCUCAGCCGCUCCUGUUUGGUCUCCAAGGGCGGCGCCAUGUUCUACGCGGUGCGCAGGGGCCGGCGGACCGGCGUCUAUCGCACCUGGGCGGAGUGCCAGCAGCAGGUCGACAGGUUCGCCGCCGCCAGCUUCAAGAAGUUCGCCACCGAGAGGGAAGCCUGGGCCUUCGUGAACAGCGGCACGCCCGGGGAGCAGCAGCCCGGGCCGGCAGAUGCCCAUGGUCCUUCAGCUGUAACACAGGAAAAUACUAGCCAGAGAGAGGAAUCAAAAGAAGAUAUCUUGUGUUGCAGUACGUGCAAAAGGCCUUACGAACAGUCUGCGAAUGAAGAACAUACUGCCAAACGUGCAAAACAUGAUGAGGUGCACUUGGCACCAACAGUCAGCGGAGAUAAAUUUUCAUAUAUGGGUGACUUUGCAGUCGUUUAUACAGAUGGUUGCUGCUCGGGUAACGGGCGUAACAGGGCACGUGCUGGAAUAGGUGUCUACUGGGGACCAGGCCACCCUUUAAAUAUCAGUGAAAGACUUCCUGGACGGCAGACUAAUCAAAGAGCUGAAAUACAUGCAGCCUGCAAAGCAAUUGAGCAAGCGAAGAGUCAGAACAUCAAGAAACUAAUCAUUUACACUGAUAGCAAGUUCACUAUUAAUGGUAUUACGAGCUGGGUUGACAACUGGAAAACAAAUGGCUGGAGAACAAGUUCGGGAGGAAGUGUAAUAAAUAAAGAAGAUUUUGAAAGACUUGAUAAUCUAUCAAAAGGCAUAGAAAUUCAGUGGAUGCAUAUUCCUGGUCAUGCUGGUUUCCAAGGAAAUGAAGAAGCUGACAGACUAGCAAGAGAAGGAGCUAGUAAACAAAUGUUGUGACAUAUUGGGACUAGAGACUACUGCAUUUGCAGGAAAAGGACUAACAUUGCAGUGACGAUUUGAACUGCUGUUUUCGUUUCAGAGUUGAACUUUGAACUGUGCUUAUUUGUGGCCUGAAGCGCUAAUCGUACACCAACAUCUAGGGAGAAAAAAAAAAAACAUUUUCUUCUGCACUGUUUGCUUUACAAUCAAGUCAAUAUUUAGUUGAUGAUAUACAGUGUUUGCUUUUUUCUCCAUCUUAACCGAAGCGCUGCUGUCGGUGUUUUUUAGCAGUCUCACAGACACUUGGAUUCACCGGAAAGACAGACUUCUGGAGAAAUUACAUUAAAUCUUCAUCCUAUGUGUUCUGUAUUUCCCUCUUAUGAAAUAAAUUAAUUUUUUUUGUACAGAGAUACAUAUUAACAGUGCAAACUCAUUGAGGGGCCUGGAGCGAGUUGGUUGGUUUGGUAAGAGAUAAUAACCUAACAUGGAGAUGUCCGUUAAUGUGCCUUGGCAUUCUGACAGCAGCAGUAAUCUCUCUGCAGGUGGGCUUGCAAUGCUCACGUGUACCUCAUGGUAUCGCCAGUGACAGCGUCUGUAGAUUUCUUCAUUAUGUUACUUGCUAUUGCAAGUUGGCACAAACAAAUUAAAAACCCAGGUCACGAGAAAACUUGAACAAUCAAUUUUUACUGUUCUUCUCUCUAGCUGCUUAAAUGUCCAAGCUCUUUGUUUCUGGCUUCCUGUCUCCAAGAAGUCAUUUUUUUAAUGCAUACCAGUUCUCAUUAUCAUUGUUUAGCUUCCUCUUCACUGUUGUCCCAGAGGUAAUAAUUGGCCAUUUCAUCUGAAAUGGAACGAGAAGAUGAUCAGCUUCUUUGUAUCUUCCGGGUGUCAAGUGUUUGACUUCAUUUUUUCCAGUCAAUGAUGAGACUAAUGGAAUGGCUAAUGUGCACUUGAAUUAGAGAGUAAUUACUACUAAUCAACAAAAGUUUUAUUUUCUAUGCAUCUAUAUAGAAAGAGCAAAUGUUUGCUACAUUAUCCUUGUCAGCUUCUUUGUAAGACACCUUAAUGCCACUGAGUAGUAGGACUUAGGCUACAAGUCAUUGAAUCUUUUUCAUAUUUGUUAAUUGCUGUAUAAAAUGGUGGAGCUGCUGAA